UCCAUAUACCACCGACCGAGUAUAUGACGUGUGAGAGAGAAUCCACAACGGUUUUAGAUAUCUUCACUCCCUCAAUCGGUGUUCUCUAUAAGAAGCAUUGGAGAGAUCAUAAAAAGAAAAUAAUAUUCUAUGGAUUCAGGCUCCAUGGAACUCAAAGUGAUGUAUUGUAAAGACGUAAACUCAUUCAAUUUCUUCAAAAAACUCUUAGUUUAUGUUCUUGUUUCAAUCGUGAGAGAUGAUGGUGGUGGUGAUACUGAUAAAAAACAACUGGAGCUGCAGAAACAGCAACAAAGAACACCCACUGACACAGAAGGAGAUGGGAAUCCCGAAUGGAAUCACCAGAUGCAUUUCGAUCUGACCGAGGUUUCAUUUCAAGAUUGUGAUCAUUUCUUUAUCCACUUCGAUCUCUGUCAUGAAGGUCUCUAUUUUGGAGACAAAACUAUUGGGAAAGUUCGUGUACCCUUGAAAGAUUUGAUCCAGGAGGCUAAUGGAAUUGUCAGGUUUUUGAGUUACGAGGUUCGAACUCCAGAUGGAAAACCCAAUGGCGUGCUAAAAUUCUCCUGUAAGGUGAAGAACAUGGGGACUAAUUCUUCACAAGCUGGCAUCACUGGGUAUCCAAUAGUCAAUAAUCAGCCAUAUCCAACAUCGGAAGUUCAAAGUUUAUCAGAACAAGCUCAUUAUCCAACGUUGGAUUUGGAAGGUAACUCCCAGGAAACAGACACUGUGUCUCAAGUUCAUUAUACAUCAGAUUGGAUACAAUAUUCCUCCCAAGAGAAUUAUUAUCCGCCACCAGAAGCCUAUUAUCCACCGCCACCGCCGCCACCAGAAGCCUAUUAUCCACCACCACCACCACCAGAAGCCUAUUAUCCACCACCACCACCAGGACCACCACCACCGAUGGUGGAUGGGGCAUGGGGAUGUAACUGCCCGCCUCAGCCUCCACUGUUCCAUACUUGGCCUCCUGGUGCUAAUAGACAAUUGCCGACAUAUGCUGACGAAGAGAUGCGGGCAAAUGAUUUGAGAUUGGGGAGAGUUCAUCAUUCAUCGUUUUGGAAUGGCAGGUCCUGGAAGAUGUAGCAAUUGAGUGCACAAAUUUGUCAAUCAAUUCCCUAGUUAACUAGCAGAAUCGAAGCACGAUUAAAAGAAAUUGUAUUCAAAAUAAUUGUACUAGACUGGUGUACAUUUUGUGUAUAUGGCUACCGUUAUUUUGAUUGCUCAAAGGAAUAGCUUGCAACCCUCUUGGAAUUGGUAGCUGAGAACAAACCAGUUCCAAUCCUUUGAAGCAUUCUAAUUCCAGAGGGUUUCCUAGCUAAAGCUCUUGAUAAAGGGACAGAUGCGAUCAAAGACAGGGACUAGCAUAACGAUUGUCAGGUUUGUGAAGGAUAGAAGCGUAGCAGUUGGUAUUAUGAAGCCUGAUGCAAUUGUUCUAUCCUUACUAGCUCCUUGCAUGGUGAAAAAUGUCGAGUAUUGUGCAUCUACAAUGGCAUAUAAUAGAUUUGUAGCCCUUAUAGGAAUAAACGCUUGGCACUGCCUUCGCUUCUUGAUCUUCAUCAAUACUGCAUACCCCGUCUUCUCCAAAGCAAUCCAGCGCAAGAAAGGCUUUGUUGAGGAACCUGUAACAUUGGAGGAUCCAAAUUUCCAGGUCAAGGAACUUCUUUAUCUAUAGACAACAUUAAAGUUCCAGUUGUUCG
This is a messenger RNA of Populus trichocarpa (black cottonwood), 1691 nucleotides long. Its product is annotated as protein SRC2 homolog. The record is from RefSeq and is a predicted model, not a curated record. The coding region runs from base 130 to 1077 and encodes 315 amino acids. NCBI's taxonomy places the organism in Eukaryota, Viridiplantae, Streptophyta, Magnoliopsida, Malpighiales, Salicaceae. The transcript is spliced from 2 exons. Gene Ontology annotation, biological process: defense response.